AGUGGCGAUGGUUGCAACAGCAGUGUGGGGAGGGGGUAGGUGGAGGAGGAGAGCUCAAUUAUUUCCAAAUACUGGCAGCUCUAGAAGAAAACAAACUGGGAACGGCAGAAGCAGGCAUUUGGGGGAGGGGCAAGGAAGCAAGAACGUCUAGAAAGUGAGAGGUGCCUUGGGUCUGGGGGAGGCUCUGAUCUGGUUCCGGUCUCUCCGUGUGUCCCUGUGGGUCUGCGUCCCCGUCCGUACUGCCCAGCCAGGAGGGCACGGCCCGCGCUUUCCCGGGAGUUGUCCCAUUCCACCAACGGAGUUCAUCUGGCAGACUCCUCGUGAGCAGAGGAAGGUGUGACUGUGGUGCCUCCGACCCCCAGAUGUCCUCGGGAAUGAAGGCCAUUGGGGUUCUCGUGGUCUUUGCCUCCUGCCUGAUGGCCCCUGCCCACAGCAGCUUCUGGCAGUUUCAGAGGAUGGUCAAGUACAUCACAGGGCGGAGCGCCUUCUUCUCAUAUUACGGAUAUGGCUGCUACUGUGGCCUUGGGGGCAAAGGGACCCCCGUGGAUGACACUGACAGAUGCUGCCUGGCACAUGACUGCUGCUAUGAGAAGCUGAAGCAAUUUGGCUGCCAGCCUGUGCUGAACAGCUACCAGUUCCACAUCGCCAAUGGGUCCGUGGCCUGUACAUGUGCCCUCGGUCCCGGCGUCAGCUGUCUCUGUGGGCUGCGGGCAUGUGAGUGUGACAAGCAGUCUGCAUACUGCUUCAGAGAGAGCCUGCCCACCUACGAGAAAACCUUCAAGCAGUUCUCCACCCGGCCCCACUGUGGGAGGCGUAAACUCCAGUGCUAGGCAGC
Molecule: messenger RNA, 835 nt
Organism: Prionailurus viverrinus (fishing cat)
Lineage: Eukaryota; Metazoa; Chordata; Mammalia; Carnivora; Felidae
Gene: PLA2G2C
Product: phospholipase A2 group IIC
Exons: 5
Coding region: 363-830 (155 amino acids)
Biological process (GO): positive regulation of fibroblast proliferation; arachidonate secretion; lipid catabolic process
Molecular function (GO): phospholipid binding; calcium ion binding; signaling receptor binding
Source: RefSeq, a predicted model, not a curated record